Molecule: messenger RNA, 2804 nt
Organism: Lutra lutra (Eurasian river otter)
Lineage: Eukaryota; Metazoa; Chordata; Mammalia; Carnivora; Mustelidae
Gene: EIF4EBP2
Product: eukaryotic translation initiation factor 4E binding protein 2
Exons: 3
Coding region: 264-626 (120 amino acids)
Biological process (GO): negative regulation of translational initiation
Cellular component (GO): cytoplasm
Molecular function (GO): eukaryotic initiation factor 4E binding
Source: RefSeq, a predicted model, not a curated record
CGCUGCUGCCGCUGCUGCUGCUGCUGGGGCUGCUGGCGGAGGCCGGAGGAUCGGGCGGCGGCGGCGGCGGCGGCUGAGAGGGCGGCGGCGGGAGCGGAGCGGGACGAGGGAGAGAGAGGAAACGAGCGAGGAGCGAGCGGAGCGCGCCCAGCCCCGCCCGCCCUUCCGCUCGCCGGAGCGGCUGCAGCAGCCCGGGCCCCCAGCCGCCGCCGCCGCCGCCCGCCCGCCCGCCGGACAAAGCCCGAGAGCCCGCGCCCAGAGCCAUGUCCUCGUCCGCCGGCAGCGGCCACCAGCCCAGCCAGAGCCGCGCCAUCCCCACCCGCACCGUGCCCAUCAGCGACGCCGCGCAGCUACCUCAUGACUAUUGCACCACGCCCGGGGGGACGCUCUUCUCCACCACGCCGGGAGGAACCCGAAUCAUUUAUGAUCGAAAGUUUCUGUUGGAUCGUCGCAAUUCUCCCAUGGCUCAGACCCCGCCCUGCCAUCUGCCCAAUAUCCCAGGGGUCACCAGCCCUGGCACCUUAAUUGAAGACUCCAAAGUAGAAGUAAACAAUUUGAAUAACUUGAACAAUCAUGACAGGAAGCAUGCGGUUGGGGAUGAUGCUCAGUUCGAGAUGGACAUCUGACCGCCUGCAGGAGCGGCAGGAGAGCAGCAGCGCCAAGGCCGGGCGCACUGGAUUGGGCCCAUCAGAUCAACAACGAACGGACAGAAGGGGCAGCCAGCAGUCCCAUUGCAGCCCCCAAGUCCCCCUCUUCCUUGCUCUGGGUGCCAAAUGAUGCGCAGAUGAGCUUCAUCUGACUGUUUCCUCUCCCUCUUUCCUGUCCCCCUUCCCAGUUACACAGAUUCCAUCCAAGGUCCUUGGCAUAUUUCCGUAGACCUAAGCAGCCUACAGAGGAAAACAGUUAAACUCUGGCUUCUGUAGUCAUUUGAGAAAGACAGUUGAGAAAACCUAGCCUCCCCACACUCCCUCCACCCCACCCCCCAUUUUUUAAAAUCCCAAAUCAAAUAUCAACCUGCCCACAAUUGCUUGGCUGGGAAGUCUGGGGAAGUGACACAGGUGUGGUGGGUUUGGCACUGUCCACGUCCUGACCCCCCGCCUGCCCUCCCUGUCUCCCCUCUGUGGCUCAGAGCUGCAGGAGUCUGGGUCUCAGGUCUUCACACGUCAGAGGGGGUGAGAAUGGCGAGAGCCACUCUCCUCGUCCCUCGAGACAUUUGUCCUUCGGGUUAGAGCGUGGUUUGUACAGCUCUGCUGGCAUCACCCUGCCACGCUUUCUGAGACCCACUUUGGCCUGCUCCCCCUCCUUCCUCCGGCACGAAUGUCUUCUGUCUUUAAUGUUCGAGUGCCGCUUCCCGGUCCUUCACUUAGCACAUCUGUGCAGAAAGUGUGGGCCCCACCUGAGGGGGGAGUCCUCGGGAAGCAGCGGGGCUCUCCUCUCCUCCCUCCCUGCUGGCGUCCCACUGCCCGCUGUCCCCUUGUAUCUGAGCCCCCCGGGUGAUUCUGCCACUCCUGCAACGGGCCUGUCCAAGCGAUGGGUGCUGUGGGGGAGGCCUGGUCAUAGCGGUCUGCUGGGUGAUCCUGCAGAAUGACCUGGGGAGCGUGCUGAACCGGGUGGGUACUCAGCCUCAGCAGUCCUUGCUUCCUCGUCCCCUGAGCUCCGAGAUACUCGCUGUCUCUGACCACAGGGUCUUAUAUUUGAGUUUAAAAGAUGACUUUCAGAAUGCUCUUGGAAGAGAGCCAAACUUUUUUCCUUUGUGGACCUGCCGAGACUGCUGGGAUGGAGAAGCACCGGCUCGAAAGUGGGUUCUCCCCAUUCUCUUGCCUUCCCCGUCGUACUCAGAGUUGUCCCUCUCUCUCCCUCCGUCUGUCCCUCCCUCCCACCUCUUUCUCUGCCAGGCCAUUUUUCAAGUACACAUCAAAGAUACCUCAAGCGUUGGUAUCUGAUAAUAUCUCACUCCUCUUAUCUGAGGAGUGAUCUUUUAUUUUUAAGAUGACUACAGACCUAUUUUUAGAUAUGUUUUCAAUACGAUUUUGAGCAGCAACUUUUUAAUUACACAUCUUUGGUAUUAGGAAGGUGAGAAAUGUCCAUGGGCGAGUCUGCUGUUCCAUGUUACCAUCCUUUGUCCCCCCCCCCCCCCGAGUCCCUGACGAGCUCUUUGCUUCUCCCUCUAGUUUUGGGUGUGCAUGUUUGCAGUUUGUAGCGGGUGGUGUGUCAAACUGGACCAUUCUGCCUUGCCGUGGCUUGUUCACCAGAACCUUGUUCUUUCCCCUUCCCCUUUGCUUUUUCAUGUCCCCACCACCACCCUCCCGACCGUUGACUGGUAUAGUAAUCCCGGGAGAGUGACACCCCCCACCCCCGCCCGACCCCCAUAGAAAGACUAACACCUCUGUCCUCCUGGAACAACAAGUAAAGUAGCCGCUGGUGUUCUGGGGAUUUCUGGUCGCAUUCGGUGCCCUGAACCCUCUCAUUGAGAGACCACAUCCCAGGGUGAUAGUAACAGGCCAACCGACUAAGAAAGCGAGCUGUUUGUUUUUCUUUUGAACUAUGAAAAGACCCUGUUUAUGAACACCUUUUAGACAGAAGAAAGGAAGGCCGUCCAGGGAACUUUGUUCUGUUUUCUACUAUAAAAUGUGAGUAGUUCAGAGUGACCCUUUUGUGAUGGUUGAUGUUUCUCAGGAAUAAGCUGGAUUUCCAAAAUUUGGGGGAUGUUUUCAAUCUCAAAAAUUGAUGAUCAUAAAAAGUAUUUUCUUGUUGGUUUCAUGUAUCCUAUUCUGAUUGUAAUUAAACUCCCAAAUUUCACUUUC